Molecule: messenger RNA, 741 nt
Organism: Ambispora gerdemannii
Lineage: Eukaryota; Fungi; Glomeromycota; Glomeromycetes; Archaeosporales; Ambisporaceae
Source: the annotation of a GenBank genome assembly
AUGCCUAUAAAUCAACCAAGUAAUCAAAUAAAACUUACAAAUGUCUCGAUAGUUCGUUUGCGAAAAGGUGGCAAACGAUUCGAGAUUGCUUGCUAUAAGAAUAAGGUCUUGGAGUGGAGGAACGGGGUCGAAACAGACUUGGACAACGUUCUCCAAAUCAAUAAUGUAUUUCUGAACGUUUCGAAAGGACAAGUAGCCCCAAAAGAUGAUUUACAAAAAGCAUUCAAAACUGAAGAUCUAAAUAAGAUUGUAGAAGAGAUUCUAAAAAAGGGUGAAUUGCAAGUGAGCGAAAGAGAACGCUCAAAUCAAAUUGACAACACGUAUCGUGAAAUUGCAACAAUAGUCGCGGAGAAAUGUGUGAAUCCCGAGACGAAGCGUCCUUACACUGUCACGAUGAUCGAGAAAGCAAUGGGUGAGUUACACAUGUCUGUAAAAACUAAUCGAAGUACAAAGUCUCAGCUUCAAGAAAAGAAAAUCAUCCCAAUCGCCCGUGCACAAAUGCGAUUACGAAUAACAAUACCAAAUGUAAAAGAGGGAAAGAGAGUCCGAGAGAAAUUAGUCCCACUUAUUGCACAAACUGAAGAUGAAAAUUUCGACGGGGAUGAGUAUGAGCUGUUAUGUACCAUUGAUCCGGGACAGUAUCGAACUAUUAGUGAAUUGUUACAGAGUGACACAAAAGGAAAGGGGCAAUUGGAAUUGUUGUCGCUAAAUGAUACAAGUGAAGGAGACAUACAUUCAUGA